This is a messenger RNA of Mucor mucedo, 5405 nucleotides long. RefSeq lists its product as uncharacterized. Gene Ontology annotation, molecular function: zinc ion binding; ubiquitin protein ligase activity; ribosomal large subunit binding. Gene Ontology annotation, biological process: ribosome-associated ubiquitin-dependent protein catabolic process; rescue of stalled cytosolic ribosome. NCBI's taxonomy places the organism in Eukaryota, Fungi, Mucoromycota, Mucoromycetes, Mucorales, Mucoraceae. Bases 50 to 5314 code for a protein of 1754 amino acids. The record is from RefSeq and is a predicted model, not a curated record. Gene Ontology annotation, cellular component: cytosol; RQC complex. The transcript has 11 exons.
CUUUUCUUUUUCUUUUUUAUUUUAACUAUCAAAAUAAAAAUCACAUAGGAUGGGUAGACCUACGAAACCUAGAGUUAAAGGCAAUAUGCAGCCUGCUAGUAGCAGUCGUGCAGCCGACUUAGCAGGAACCGCGAAUUCACUUAGUUUUGAAAACCUCGGUGGAUUUGCUCAGUUUGUAGGAGCAUCUUCAACAACAGCAGGUAUUGCCAGCUCACGACCUGCCACACCUUCGUCAUUAGAUGGCUUUGAAAGCUCCACCUCUUCGUCCACUGAUUUGGAUCCCGAAUUAGUCGUUAUUCUUAAAAAAGUGACUAAACGCGAUGCAGUAACCAAAUUGAAGGCUUUGGAAGAAUUGGAAAAUUACCUGAAAUCCAACAAACAUGCGGUGGGACACAUUUUACAUAACUGGGUUCCCAUGUAUGGAAAGUUGGUUUUAGAGGUCGAUCGCCGUGUUCGUUUAGUUGCUAAUCAAGUCCAUUCGCUCAUUACUGCUAAUGCAAAAAAGAGAUUAGCUCCUCUUCUAAAGGAAUUUAUCGGCCCUUGGAUUUUAGCCAUGAACGAUCAGAGUAAGGACGUAGCCCGAGUUGCACAAUGUUCCUUCGAGGCUGUGUUUGCACAAGAAAAGAGAUUGGGCGUCAUGACCUUUUGUCAAAAAGAAAUUUUGGAUUAUGUAACCGACAUGUUAUUAUACAAAACUGCAGACACACUCAGUGACGCUCGUUAUGUUUCCAAGGAAGAUAUGGCCGCAAAGUAUGCUCGUAUCAUAUCGUCUAGUUUUGCAGUUAUAUCCUACUUGAUUACCGCCUUAUCUUUAGACGAAAGAACUAAAUGCCAAAAUGAGUAUGAUUUGAUUAUGGAUGACACAACCAUGUGGAAGAGAUUUGCCACACAUGAAAAUCCCGUUAUCCGCAAAGCAUUAUACACUUUUAUCAGAACACUUUUGUUGAAUUGGAAGGAGAUGAUCGAAACUAGAUUAGAUUUAAUUUGUCCCAACUUUUAUGCCAGCGUUUUCACUGAAAAGGAUACUUCCACACAUUCCGACAUGUGGGACGCUCUUUUAUUGAUGACCAAAAAAUUCCCAUCGUCUUGGGUCAUUAUCGGUAAAAAGAAGCCUGCCUUGCCCAAACUGUAUCACUUUCUUCGAUCAGGUCUUAAUGGCUCUGUCAGUAUUUCUUAUCCUAGUAUGCUUGCCUUAUUGGCAAACCUUCCAGAUGAAUUGAAAGAAGCCCCCAAGUUUUAUACAGACGUAUUUGAAAAUUUUUGGAAGGGAUUAUCCACUGAUUUCAUCGACAGGUCUAACUCUCACAUCUUUUUAAAUGCGUAUGCUGAAUGUGUUGUCUACUUUGCGAUCACUUUAAGUAAAUCAGCCGACGAAAAGGCUAUUAAGACAGCUACUGAUUUGAUCGAGAACACAUUCUGGGAUAUGAUCAAGGUGUAUUUUUUAAAUUCGCGUGAUAAAAACAUUGGAGAUAAGUUGGAUCCAAAUGGCUAUGCUAUUGUUGCAAAACAUUUGGUGGUUAUGGCGUCUGUUGAGAGCGUUAAGGAUUGCAUGGUCACUUUUUGGUCACAUAUGGAUGCACUCUUGGUUCAGACCGUAAUUGAUUGUGGCUCUGAAGUCACGCGUGCUCCCCUUGAUAUGGAUGUAUUCUGUCAAAAAACUGGUAAUCUUUUGACUGCUAUCUCUCGCGAGAUUCAACAAGCUAACAAUCAUGAAAAGUAUGCUACUCUUCAAUCGUACGCGAACGAUCUCGCCAAGCGUCUUUUGUUGGCAUCUCUUCAAUCAAGUAUUGUUCAUAAAGAUAAAGCAUUUGGCUUAUUGGUGUUGGCUUACCAACUGAUUUCUAAUUACCGUGAGUCUGCUAUCAAGACAGAAGGUGUUGUUCAUGCUACACAGCAACUUUUGGUCUUGUUUACCGAAGCUGCUGAAAAUGCUGGUGUCUCGUUGAUAUCCUUCUACGUAACACUUGUUGCUGCUAUCAAGGAUAAAGACGAAGCAAAGAGCUUGUGGUCUGGAUUGAUGAACCAAUUAUACAUUAUGUUUAACACCGAUGAUAUGAAAUUACGUGGCGCCAAGAUCUUACUUUUGGUACUUGAACAAAUCCAAUCUGAAAAAUUGACCCUUGAUUUCGAUUAUAAUUCCGAACAACUGGAUUCCCUUGUGGAAACUUGUGCACUCGUUAGACUUAAUGAAGCUUGUGUGAUUGUACCCCGUCCUAUUUUAGAGAGUAUUGUUUCUCUAAGUUUGUCCCAUUACCUAUCCUUCAAGCUCUUAUCUGAUGCUACUGCCACCGGAAUCAUCUCAGGGUUGGAGGCAAACUUAGUUGCAUUUAACCGUCAUCAAUAUAUUGAAAAGAAAUCACAUGCAUUACCUGAACCUAGUGUCCAAACUCUCAAGACCACCUUGUCUACGCUUGUUAUUUUACAACAGUUGUUUGAUGAAAAUGCAGACCAAUUGAUUCAAAUGACAGAGAAUAUCAUUUGCGAGGUCUUCGAUGCCAUGUUUGUCACUGCCAAAACUCAGCAUGAAGAAGAGGAACAAGCCAAGGCUGAAGACAAUGAGGAGCUCUCUCUUCAGAUUUGUACCCGUGCUUCUGCUGUUUGGGAUUUACUCGUGAAGAAUCUCUCUGUGGGUAAUGUUACGCUUCUCCGUCGCAUAAAGCGUUCUAUUAUUGAUAUCCGCUAUUCUGCCAGUCCUUCGGAUUCUGUCCGUCGUAUUGAAAAACUUUUGGACACUGCUUAUUCUGACGAUCUCGCUCGUGAAGAAGCUAUUACAGCUAUCUUGGGAACCGAACAAGAAUGGAAAGAGCUUUCAGAGGUGCCUCUUGGUCAAUACACUAACGAGUUAUUAUCGCUUGGUAUUGUGAAUAACUAUGCUUCUUUAGCCGUUCAGCCUCUAAUUGAAGACUCUGGUGAACUGACACCCGUUUCAUUUGAUAUCUAUGGACUAAGUGCGUUUGGAAGAUUUGCUUUGUUUUUGGGUGAGUAUUUGUCGGAUUCUCAUGUCCGUAAACACUUUUUCUGUGACAUGCGUCGUGAUUGGGUGAUAGGUCAAUUGAUGAUGACUAGCGCUGCUUGUGAACAAGGUUUGACUGUUCCCGGUAUCUGUCGCGUUUGGGAAAGCAAGGCUGUUGAUGGUAUUCGUGCUUUUGUCCAAAGUACUGAUGCUUUAUUUUCUGACUGGCUUGUAACCUCGCUUGACACACAUGUAUCUAUCAAAAAUGCUUCGGAAUGGAAUGAACGGCUCUUGAAGGCUAUUAAGGAAGGUCCAGGAGGAAUGGAUGGUAGUGAUCGUUUGUUGAAUUUUGUGGCUCGUUUAAUGAAGUCCUCCGAGAACGAGGUUCUUUCUGCUACCGUCUUACAACAUGUGCUUCAGAGACUUUCCAUACUCAUUGAAUGGUCUGUGGAAGAUCUCGAGAAAUGGUUGCCUUUUGUCAAGGCCGAGUCCAAUGAAUUGGAUUUGUUGGCCAAGAUUGCCAUUUUAAGUUCAUUUAAAAACACGAUCAGCUCUACAAACACAUACAAACAUUAUCAAAGCGAUUUAGCCAGUAAAUUGUCGGGUGUCUCUAAAUUGGAAAAGUUUGAUUAUGAUAUGGAGGAUCCCGAUUUGAAAAAGAAGACCAACUAUAGUUUAUUAGCGCUUUUAAACGCUUCUUCACUUAAGUACGGAUCUUUUGAUAUCCCUCGUCAGAGAAUCAUGUAUCUGAUUCAAGGUAUCCGCCCCAUGUUACAAAACGAUGACGAUGAUUAUGAAUUCAGUAGUGAUCAGCAAAAGGCUCGAGUUCAAGCACAACUGGCACAAUUAUUGAAGCAUUUGGCAGAUACUGUGCAGGAUAUCUCGGGAAGUCAUCGGGAGUUUUUCUUGCAAUCCUGUUUUGGCUGGGUUGCAUGUGCGGAUGCUAGUCAACCAGAAGAAUUGAUUGUUGUCUAUAGCGCACUUGAUUUAUUCAAUGCCUUAUAUACACUUUCUCAAAAUAACGAUGAAUUACUGGAGGUUGUACAUGAUCAUCUACCUAUUAUGAGUAAAGCGCUUCUAGAGUUAAUGGCAAAGGAAGAAGAAUAUUUGCAACAAAAGAAAGACGAUGUGCAUUUCGUUGGAUAUAGUAAAGCAAGGUUGGUUUAUCAGACUUUGCUAGCCGAGUUACUCGAAAAUAUUCCUGAAAAGACAUUGAUCGAGUCUGAAUGUUUUAAUAAUCUGAAUGCAUUGAUCCAUACUCCAAAUGAAGUAUUACAGAAGCGUGCUUACCUCUUGCUACAGAAAUAUGUUGCUCAUCGAGUCCAGGAUUUAUCGGUUCGACUUGAGUUUACUGAAACCAAUGAAGAAGAAACCCGUGCAGAUAUAGACAAGGAUGUGUUUGAUGUUCUUUUAAAUCCUCCUGAUCUAUCCAAUUGGCAAUCGACAGGACUUGAAGAACAGGCCUUACAUGAGAUCCUUGGAUAUCUUUUGACCUGGAUGUUGAUGUUUGAUCAUUUUACCGACAUCACUUUCAAAUUGAAGCAAGAAUAUACGGCCCAAUUAAAGGAACGGGAGGCGGUGUCACAUCUGAUGCCAGUGCUCUGUAAAGUCCUCAGUGUGGGUCAAGGCCAUCAAGGAAGUAAACCAUUCGAUUUAACCCCUUGGUCCAUUGUGGAAUAUGAUACAGAAGGAUUUGAUUCAGCGGCUGAAAUGAGUUACCUCAUCUUGGCCUCUCAUCUGUACUACCGAGCUUUGACACACAUUCCAUCACUGAUCAGGCUUUGGUGGAUCGAUUGUAAACAACGACAAUUGACCAUCGCAGUUGAAAGUUAUACUGAAAAAUAUUUUAGUCAGCAAUUAAUCAACAACGAGAUGGAUUUAGUAAAUCGACCAGAUAUAAAGACUCAGUUGGAGGAGAAUGAAGAGAAUGAGUUUACUGUUAAGACACUUCGUUCUGCAAGCGAAGUGACUGCAACAUAUAGAGUAGAUGAACAAAAUAUGCAAAUCGCAAUCAAGUUGCCUAGUAACUUUCCUUUACGUCAGAUUGAUGUAGAGGGUGUCCAAAAGGUUGGCGUAAAUGAUAAGCAAUGGCGUGGUUGGAUGUUUGCUGUAGCUGCAGUAAUUGGUUCUCAGAAUGGUAACAUUGUUGACGCUUUAACUGUGUUUAAGCGCAAUGUGAACCUUCACUUUAGUGGUGUCGAGGAUUGUACUAUCUGUUAUUCCAUUAUUAGUGUUCAAGAUAGAUCGAUACCCACAAAGCAAUGUAGAACAUGUAAAAACAAAUUCCAUUCUUCCUGUUUAUACAAGUGGUUCCGUUCAUCCAACUCGGCUAGUUGUCCUUUAUGUAGAACUGUGUUUUAAGAAAUAGAAUAAGAGAAAAUAGAUGUAAUCAUGUAAAAUAAUAAAUAUGGUGUCUUAACAAUGGCUGACACAAACAAUGAAAAAGCCUUUU